Messenger RNA from Pangasianodon hypophthalmus (striped catfish), 2796 nucleotides. RefSeq names its product netrin-4. The record is from RefSeq and is a predicted model, not a curated record. The transcript is spliced from 11 exons. Gene Ontology annotation, biological process: basement membrane assembly; substrate adhesion-dependent cell spreading; cell migration. Gene Ontology annotation, molecular function: protein binding. Gene Ontology annotation, cellular component: laminin trimer. The coding region runs from base 163 to 2106 and encodes 647 amino acids. Lineage: Eukaryota; Metazoa; Chordata; Actinopteri; Siluriformes; Pangasiidae.
CACAAAAGGGGGACGCAUCUGAAAGAGAGUGCGCUUUGCUGGGGCAUCUCGUUUUGCUCUUGUGUUAGAUGGUUACUGGUGUCCCAGGUCAGAAUGCAGCGUCAGGUCCGCGUGCGUAACCGCGCGCCCGGAAACGGAGUAAGCGGAUUUUAACAGGAGGUGAUGAAGAAGAGGAUGAAGCGCGCGCUGCUCCGGUUGUGCUGUGAUUUGUCCCGGGUGCACGCGCGCGAGUUCGUUCUGGGAGUCUCGAGCAUGAAGCGCUUCCGGCAGCGGCUCCGGGUUGCGAUGCUUUUCCUGGGAUUUCUGCACGGCGUGACAGCCUCCAGAUGUGUGGGCCACGCCUGUAGCCCUCCUGUGGGCAACUUGGCCAGUGGCAGGACUCUUCACACACAGUCAUCCUGCUGCUCCAACAGCUCGCUGAUGGCAGACGACCCUUUUCUCCACCCGGACACGUGGUGGGAGUCGGGGGCCGCAGCAGCUGGAGAGGAUGAGAUCCGUCUGGACUUGGAGGACCAGUUCUGCCUGACCCAUGUGGUGAUGGUGUUCCGCUCACCGCGUCCCGCUGCCAUGAGCCUGGAGCGCUCGCAGGACUUUGGCCGCACCUGGGAGACAUUGAAGCUGUUCGCUGAGAACUGCAGCUCUGCCUUCGGGCUCCCUGAUGAUGUUAGCCAGCAUGAGGCACUUUGCACGUCCAGAUACUCCAGCGCCACACCGUGUACUGGGGGAGAGGUGAUUUUCCGAACCAUGGCUCAGGGUAGAGGGAUGGACGACCCCUACAGUCCUGAAGCCCUGUCUGUACUGACCCUCACUAACCUGCGCAUACGCCUCCUGAAACCCCAUCACUGUCCUGCUUCCCCUUUCACCUCCUCUAGGGGGCAGCACAAUGCGCCACAACAAGCACCCAACAUCCAAUUCUUACCCAGAGUUCCCAGACGGUCAUCUCAUAACUCCACACAGUCUGAUUCUGCUCCUUAUGCCAUCUUCUCGCUCCUUGCCCGAGGAACUUGCCUGUGUCAUGGGCAUGCAGAGCAAUGCCUUCCUACUGGAGGACAGGACAGCAGUGUGCAGGUGCAAGGGAGGUGUGUUUGCACUCACCACACAGCAGGUGUUCACUGUGAGAAAUGCGCUCCGCUCUACAAUGAUCAGCCCUGGAGAGCAGCCAACGGCAGCAGCGGAGAACCGAACCCCUGUCAGAAGUGUGAAUGUCAUGGCCAUGCACAGAGCUGUCACUUCUCCCAGCGAGUGUGGAGGUCCACGGGUGGCACCAGCGGAGGUGUUUGCGAUGACUGCCAGCACAACACGGAGGGCCGGAGGUGCCAACGCUGCCGCCCAGGAUACCGACGCCACCCGGCUCGACCCCUCGACUCGCCUCAAGCCUGUACACGCUGUUGGUGCGACCCAGUGGGCUCGGUGCCAGUCGGGACCAGCGGCGACGCGGCCUGGUGUCACCCCAGGAGUGGGCAGUGCCACUGUAAGCCUGGUGUCGGUGGGUCGAGCUGUAGUCACUGUCUGCGUGGACACUGGGGCUUUGGACCUGAGGGCUGCAGACCCUGCGCAUGCCCUCUGACCUGUGACCCCUUUACAGGUUUCUGCUUAGAAAGCAAAACCAACGGAGAAUUUUACAACAUUCCCCUUGGAGGCAAAAUUCCUGAUCUGACUCACUUCCACCCCCAUGAGGAGAACAAGUCAUGGUCCAACGAGCUCACUGUCUCUGCCCUGUACUACACGGGGAAAUGUACCUGCAAGGAAAGGAAGGUGAAGAGUGUAUCUGAUUUGUGCAGAAUGAAACAUUCUUAUGUGAUCAAGGCCAGCGUGCUGUCAGCUCAUGAUAAAGGCACGCAUGCGGUGGUGCAGGUGAAGGUGAGGAAGGUGCUGCGCUCAGGCACAGUGCUGCUUUCUCAGGGCACACACAGCCUGUACCCGCUGUCCUGGACCAGCCGCGGCUGCACCUGCCCCGUCCUCAACCCAGGAGCAGAGUACCUGCUGGCGGGCUCAGAGGAGGCAGAAUCGGGCCGUUUGCUGGUCACCAUGCAGAGUCUGGUGGUGCCAUGGACAAACACACUCGGCUUCCUUGUCUCCGAGGCUCUGCGGCAGGGCUGCUUAUGAUAGGAACGCUCCGGAAGAGCACAGAUACACUGACACUGAAAAUGAGGAUUUCAAACUCACAAACGCAGCUGGUUUCGUAAACUAUGGGAUGUUAACAGAACUGUGUGGAGACCCAACUCUACCGAACUCCCGUACUGAAUGAGGUCAGAGGAUGUGGAGUCAUGAUACAUGAUGAGUAUGAGUCAUGAUGAGUCAUGAUACACCCUGAUAUACAGCUCAUAGCGUGCGUUUUUAUUGCUUCCACCAAUUACUGCAUUAGUUCUCAGACCAGUGAUAGGAAGCCUGUAAAAGACAACCAGUACUGUGGUCCUGUCGCACUUAAACAAUUGCCCAUUAUGUUACUCGAAUAUUUAAAUUUUUUUUUUACCAGUUUGAUUUUCCUUCUGUCACUGUUAAAUAGUCUAUUUUUGUAAACUUUUAAUAAAAAACUACAGAACUCAUAAUGUGUUAUAGGGGAUGGAAUAUCACAUCAAGCCCCAAAAAAAACCCCACAUUCUUCUCACAUUCUGUGAACAGGAACAAAUAUAUGCAACCAACAAACAUGGAUGUUUCAUGGUUGCCAUGGAUACAGCUUUCUUUAUAAUUACAUAUCAUCUAUUCUACUUAUAUCUAUACAUCUAUUCACCCUGGUGCAAUUUUCAUACUAACCAAUUGAUUAGUUUCAGACAAAGUAAAGUAUUUUUUUUUUUU